CACACGGCCACGGCCCUCCGGACAAACUUGUCGCAACGACGCGCGAAACCAGCUCUUGUGCCGACCCGCGCCGCCACAGCCGCCGCCGCCUCCGCUGCGCCAACAGCCCGCCAUGACGAGGAAGCACGCGGGCACCGGCGUCCUCCGCGCCCUCGUCGCCGUCGCGGCCUCCGUCGCGUCCGCCUCGUCCCGUACGCCCCCGAGGCGCGCCGCGCCCUACCUCGCCGUCCUCCUCCGCCGGGGCCGCGCCGAGGCCGCGGCGCGCCUCAACCGCCACCUCCGCCUGCUGCCUCUCCCGGAGUCCCCUGCCCUACUCUCGGCGCUCCCCUCCGUCCGCGACGCCGUCUCCUACAACACCGUCCUCGCCGCGCUCUGCCGCCAGGGCUGCCUCGACGCCGCGCUCUUCCUCCUCCGCGUCAUGUCGCAUGAGCCCCGCCUCGCCUGCCGCCCCAAUGCCAUCUCCUACACCACCCUCAUGCGCGCGCUCUGCGCCGACCGUCGCGCGGGCCAGGCCGUCGGGCUGCUUCGGUCCAUGCAGGACUGCGGCGUCCGCCCCGACGUGGUCACCUACGGCACGCUCAUCCGUGGGCUGUGCGACGCCGCGGACGUUGACAAGGCCGUGGAGCUGCUGAAUGAGAUGUGCGAGAGUGGUAUCGAGCCUAACGUGGUUGUGUACAGCUGUUUACUCCAUGGUUAUUGCAAGACUGGGAGGUGGGAAAGCGUAGGCAAGGUGUUCGAAGAAAUGUCUGAGAGGGGUAUUGAGCCCGAUGUUGUGAUGUACACUGGUUUGAUCGAUAGCCUGUGUAGACACGGGAAGGUAACAAAGGCAACGCGGGUGAUGGAAAUGAUGACGGAGCGGGGGUUGGAGCCAAACGUGGUGACCUACAAUGUGCUGAUCAAUUCCAUGUGCAAGGAAGGGUCUGUGAGGGAGGCGCUCGAUUUGCGGAAGAAUAUGCUGGAGAAGGGCGUGCAACCAGAUGUUGUGACAUAUAACACACUCAUCACAGGGCUAUCCAGUGUGCUUGAGAUGGAUGAGGUGAUGGCGUUACUAGAGGAGAUGAUGCAAGGUGAAACUAAAGUUAGGCCUGAUUUGAUGACAUUCAACUCGGUUAUAUAUGGACUUUGUAAGAUUGGUUGGAUGCGGCAAGCGUUCGAGGUCCGUGCCAUGAUGGCUGAGAAUGGAUGCAGGUGUAACUUGGUGACAUUUAACCUGCUGAUUGGUGGACUCCUUAGAGUCCACAAGGUAAAGAAGGCCAUGAAGCUGAAGGAUGAGAUGGCUAGUUCUGGACUGCAGCCUGAUUCGUUCACCUAUGGCAUAUUGAUAAAUGGCUUCUGUAAAAUGCGGCAAGUUGAACGUGCGGAAAGCCUCCUGUCUGAAAUGAGACGUCAAGGGAUGGAGCCUGAGCCAGUUCACUAUAUUCCUUUGCUUAAAGCUAUGUGUGAUCAAGGCAUGAUGGGGCAGGCUAGGGAUUUGUUCAAUGAAAUGGAUGGGAACUGCAAAUUAGAUGCUGCUGCAUAUAGCACUAUGAUCCAUGGUGCUUUCAAAUCAGGGGAGAAGAAAAUUGCAGAAGAGUUCCUUAAAGAUAUGAUUGAUGAGGGGCUGAUUCCUGAUGCUGUGACAUAUUCUAUCCCAAUCAACAUGUUUGCAAAAUCUGGAGACCUAGCAGCGGCGGAGCGGGUGCUUAAACAGAUGACCGCAAGUGGCUUUGUGCCCGACGUUGCUGUAUUUGAUUCACUGAUCCAAGGUUAUGGAGCUAAAGGCAACACCGAGAAGGUUCUUGAGUUAACUCGUGAAAUGACAGCCAAGGGUGUAGCACUUGAUUCUAAAAUUAUUUCAACUAUUGUCACUUCUCUUGGGGCAAGUAAUGACGGCCAAAAGUUAUUGCAGAGUUUGCCUGGUUUUGAUACAGAAAUAUCAAAAGGCGA
Triticum aestivum (bread wheat) is the source of this 1926-nucleotide messenger RNA. RefSeq names its product pentatricopeptide repeat-containing protein At4g28010. The record is from RefSeq and is a predicted model, not a curated record. Gene Ontology annotation, molecular function: protein binding. Lineage: Eukaryota; Viridiplantae; Streptophyta; Magnoliopsida; Poales; Poaceae.